AUGAUGGUGUGGGCCAAGGAAGGCGAAGAAAUUGAAGCUGAUGUAAUUAAUGCACUAACAGAUAAGUUUCAAAAGAGUAUAAUAUUUUGGGGCACAAUAUCGUCACAAGGUCUUACUCCAUCACGUGCACCAAUUAAUGUUACUAAAUGGUUAGAACAACAACGUACUUCAUCGAAUGAAAAGACGGCUUCUGCAAUCAAAGUAACAUUUCGAAAAUCUAAACUGCGUCCGAUCUUCCACUACGGCCAAGAUCAGAAACAACAAACAAGAUUAGUACGAAACACAGUAGCUCAAUUUUUUAAAGAACGUUUAAUAUCAUCAGUUGGUUUGCUAAAUUUGCUGAUGUAUGGAGGAUAG
Rotaria sp. Silwood2 is the source of this 357-nucleotide messenger RNA. The record is from the annotation of a GenBank genome assembly. NCBI's taxonomy places the organism in Eukaryota, Metazoa, Rotifera, Eurotatoria, Philodinida, Philodinidae.